AAGAAAAGCAUGAAGGACGAGCGCAGCAGCUGUCGCAAGGAGUGCGACCUCCUCGUGCAGAACAUUGCGCAGUCGCAUGCGCGCCUCGCGCCCGGCAUCCAAGCCGUGCUCGAGAAUCAAUGGGAGCUCACGUUUGCCGACUGCCUCCGCCGGUACGCGGCCGAGAAGGAGGAAGAGAUCCGCGACGUGUGCAGCUCGCACUACAUGGAGUUUGUCCAGUCGAUCGAAGAGAUUGUGCAGAUCAAGUGCGACGCCAACCAGCUCCAGGUGCACUUGGACCAGUACGCGCGGGACCUCGAGACCGCGACCGCGGAUGUUCUGCAGGGCCACGCGACGCUGCGCACAUGUCAUGACGUGCGCCAGCACAUUGACGUCUCGAUCGAGCGCCUCACACAGUGCCAGCGCAUCGUGCAAAUGGCCCGCAAAGUCGACGUCUACUUGGGCGAGGCCAAGUUCUACCAUGCGCUCAAGCUUCUUGAGUCGAUUCGCCGCGAUGUCAACAGCUUCCACGGGCGACUCUUUGCACGGCGUGUACACGAGUGGACGUCCGCAACGAUGCAGACGCUGCGCGACGAGACGACCAAGAAGACGUCGUCAUGGCUCGAAGAGAUCCGACAUGCAGCGAGUCCGCUCGGGACACAGGCCAUGCAGGCGUGCGAAGAGACCUUGCUCAUGGCGCCUUUAUCGACGAACGACAGCCUUCCGCUCCUCGACAACUUGGCCGACCAAGCCAAUAGCAUCCGCGCGCGCCAGGCCAUCUACAGCGACUACGUACAGAAGACGCUCGGGCUCCUCGCGCCCAUGUUGCGCAUCGUGCACGUGUACGACUGCCUCCACGAGACGCCGGUGCUCGCCGCGUUUUACCACACCAACCGCAUGCCGCAGCUGCAGUUUUCAGCGUUUCUGGCUGGUGAUAUUGGCGCGAUUUCGCCCGAGAAGUUUGCUACCCAGCACGACGACAUCUUCAAGCGGUUCGUCGGCACAUUUUGCCUCGAGAAGAUGCUCGCAACGUACUCGAACGAGACGCUCCUCACCAAAGCCGAGGUGCACGCGGCCUGCCUCUCGGUGCUGCAGAGCCUCUGCGGGCUGGUAAUGGCGCUCCUCAUCAAGCUGCCGUCGCCCAAGGUCGUGCUCGACAUCAAGCGCAAUGCAAUUUUAUGCGCCCGCGUGCUCGGCAACGACGUGCACCAGUUCAACACGUCGCUCAUCUUUGACGCCUUCCGCGGAACCGGCGACUUUUACCGUAAGAAAAUGGCCGCCGACAUGAAAACAAAACUACGGGACAUUCUCAAGCAAGACACGUUCCAACAAGUUAUGACGACGCGCAACCGUCUCGGUCAGGACCUCGCGCUCUGCGGCCUCGAAGGCCGGCGCGACGAGCUCCUCCAAACCGCCGAUGCCAAAGGCAACGUGCUCCUGCCGUUCACGUCGGUCGUGCACCGCGGCUGCCGCGAAGUCCACGAUAUGGUGACGACCAUGUUUGAAUUCGAGUGGCACUUGAACAUCCCCGAGUGGGGCUACUACGUCCGGGACGAGACGUGGGACGCUAUGAUUGAGCUCAGCGGCAUUCUCAACGAACACAUUGAGCGCAACGACGAGCUUCAAAUUUCCCAGGCGGUCAUUACGGGGGCAAAUGCCUCGUACCUCUCGAGCGCCUGCGACGUCCUCAGUGCCCUCGUGACCCAGCACAUUGACGCGUGGGAGCAGCGCACUCGGUUCCCACCCCACACGGCCAAGGUGCCACCAAAAGCAACCGCGGCGGUCGCCAAGAAAAAGUUUGAGAAUACAUCGACCAAAUCCCAAGACAUGGUGUGCGAGCUCAUGGUCAAGAAGAUCGACGAUCUCAUCGGCUCUUUCUACUUUGUCAACUGGACAGCCACGGACGUCAACGCGCAAGCCGACCCGAGCAUGUCGGACCUCAUUCACUACCUCCAGGCGUCGUUCUCGCAGCUGGCGACGCUGCCCGUGCCGAUUCGAGAGGCCGUGCAUUUUGCAUCUUGCAUCCACAUCAACAAGGCGCUCGAGCAGGUGCUUGUGGGGCCGACCAUCAAGCGCAUCACGAUGCCAGCGCUGCUCCAUUUCAAGCGGAGCUUGGACGCGCUCAUGCAAUUCGCCAACACGUGCAACGUCACGCAGCUGCGCGAGUGCUUCUUGCCGUUGACGCAGCUCGUCGACUUGAUCGUGUCGAACGACAUUGAGCGCGUCGACGCAAGCAUGUUCAAUCGCAGCGGUGGCAAGUACACACACGUGAUGCCCGACCAAGUGAUCGCGGUGCUUGAGAAGUACAAGGACAUGACGCCGGCGGCCAGCAAAUUCUUCAAGGCCAAGAAGGCACCGGCCGUCGACACUGGGCUCAAGAAGACGGUCAUUGACGCUGUCGUCAAGCAGCUUCGCACGAUGAGUCCGCACGCCAAAUGAGUCGUCUCUAUUCUUAUUGUCCUAUAUACUUGCAUUUGAGAAGCA
This is a messenger RNA of Saprolegnia diclina VS20, 2463 nucleotides long. RefSeq lists its product as hypothetical. Gene Ontology annotation, cellular component: exocyst; membrane. The record is from RefSeq and is a predicted model, not a curated record. The transcript is spliced from 17 exons. The coding region runs from base 10 to 2418 and encodes 802 amino acids. NCBI's taxonomy places the organism in Eukaryota, Oomycota, Saprolegniomycetes, Saprolegniales, Saprolegniaceae. Gene Ontology annotation, biological process: intracellular protein transport; Golgi to plasma membrane transport; exocytosis.